AUGUCCGCAGUGGCUGCCAUCUCGGUCAUCUACCCUCCUCAAUGCAUCGUCGCUGCUCGCCGGCUUGAUGGCCUCGUCCUCGUCCUCGUCCUCGUCCUCAGCCCAGCUGUAUUCGUUCUAAUCCGUUUCCGUCGUCUCUGCAUACAUCCCUCUCCAACUCUCUACCCUGGCACAUCGCAGCUUCGUUCCAGCAAACCUCAUCAUUUCUUAUUGUUCGACCAGCUCGAGACCAAGGCUACCGUCCUUCUAGCCCAUACCUUAUUCCCAAUCCGGUCUAUACCCAUUCCUAUCUGCGUUUGCAUUGCAUUGCCCUACUCGGCUUGUCUCUCAUCGUCCUACGCCUCUUCCACCUUUCCACGCUCUCCUCUUCUGCUCUUCCUCGACUUCUCCUUCUGA
Molecule: messenger RNA, 396 nt
Organism: Ustilago hordei
Lineage: Eukaryota; Fungi; Basidiomycota; Ustilaginomycetes; Ustilaginales; Ustilaginaceae
Exons: 2
Coding region: 1-396 (131 amino acids)
Source: RefSeq, a predicted model, not a curated record